Messenger RNA from Oldenlandia corymbosa var. corymbosa, 3057 nucleotides. The record is from the annotation of a GenBank genome assembly. Lineage: Eukaryota; Viridiplantae; Streptophyta; Magnoliopsida; Gentianales; Rubiaceae.
CUAUUGAUCUGCUUAUUAUAUUCCUCUACAGCAUAUUAUUUUUUGAAAAUGCAUUUAUUAAGAGAUUAGAGAAAAAAAAAAAGUUGGGUGUCAGUGUUCUUUGUGUUCUAUCAUGGAUUGUUCCAUGAAUCUUCUUAAAAUGUGCUCACUCCUUUUGUGCCUUUUGAUCCCAUGUUCUUCAAGUGAGCAGAUUGAUGACAUAUACAGAGUUGAUAGUGUCACCAUAUAUGAUAGUCUGCCACCUUAUGAGUGGCAUUACCUGAAAGUUGAGUUGCCGCAGUUCGUCACUUUUGCAUCUCUUGAAGUAGAAGCAGCGGACUUUGUGAGCAUUGGCUAGCAUUCAAUAGAUAAUAUAAAGGAUCCACUUAUCGUUUUAUUUAGUUUGGUUGCUUUUCAACAAGAAUUGUAUUUGGUCGUCCCAAUUCGGCUGAACUAAAACUGUAGGCCAAAAUGAUCUGCAACAGGGCAAAAAGAUGAUAAAGAUUGGUCAUUCCGAUAGUAACUCGCCCGUGUUAUGCUUAAGGAAAGGCGGGUUUCCACUUCCAGACAUUUCCAGUUUUGCUUCAGAAGUUCCAAAGGUUGGCAACGUUCAUAAUGCUUCCAAGAUCGAAAAAAAUCUUUGGAGUGCAGGGCAAUGCUAUUUCAUACGGGACAAAGUAUCCAUAGAGUUUAUCAGCGAGCAGAUAUCGGCAGAUGUUUCCUUCGUUGGUCUUUUCAAUGGGAUCGGGCCAAUCCGAACACAAGCAAAGAUGAUCAACACGGGACCAAUUUUUGAUAUAUCUACUACUAUAUAUGUCAAGGAUUGCAAGAACCAAUCAAAGAGGGGACAGUUAUGUAGCAAAAGUAUAGAAGAGCUUUCAUGCCACAAUUCUUCUCUUUGUGAGCUUGGACAGAGUGAUGAAAGCAGUAAAAACUAUACUGGAGUUAGCGUAAGAUGUUUAACCUGCAAGAAGAUUUUCAAAGAAUCAGACCUUCAAGAUCUAGCUUCCAAGACAUACUUCCUGGACAUGCCACAUCCAGUAGAAGAAUUGAUGAUAUCGGGGAUUGAUUUGAAGUCAUCAGAAGCCCAUCAUACUGAGAAAAUUGGCAAUUCUUUGAUGUGUUAUGCUCGAUAUGGUGCAGUACCAGGGGACGUGUAUGACUAUGCAGUGGACUUGACCAAAAUGCCGCUUAAGAUCUCACUGCCUAAAAUUGGAACCUGGUACUUUAACAUGCAGCUGAUUGAUGAAUUGAAUGUUCAACUGAGAAGGUUGCAAAACAGUAGUGAACUUCGCUAUUCAGUGGAAUGGGAUGUUGUUGAAUGUCCUGAUGGAAAUGCUGGUCCUAAUUGCUCUUGGCUGAGAUAUAUGCUUCAGGUUUCACAAAGAGACAGUUCAGAUGGUUUUUUAGUUUCCUCGCCCAAGAACUUGAAUGUUUCUGUAGAGCUGCAUAAUCUCCAUUUGGAGCCUAUGUUAAGUAAUACUUCAUAUGGAAUUGGAACGGAAUCAGAUUUUGCUUGGACUUACUUUGAUAUUGAUGUCCCACGAGAUGCUAUCGGAAAGAACAUACAUAUUGAGCUCAUUGCCAAUGUAAGCAUAAACUAUCAGCUCUUCAUUAGAUUUAAUGGGCUACCAUCUGAAAGCAAUUGGGACUACUUCUACUUAAGCCAGAGUAGCCAUAGUGAUAAUGGGUCAUCCAUGUUCAAGUUGUACAAAAGAAGCGAAAGACGGGUUGAUGCCUAUUUACUAUAUCCUAAUGAAGGGCUCUGGACUCUUGGAUUAAUGCAUCCAGUACAAAGUAAUCCAAAUUUGAGAACCGAAUUAUCUUUAUCAGUUGAAAAUUGCCCAAACCAGUGCUCUAAUCAUGGGAGUUGUGAAUUCAAUGGUGACCAGGGACCAACUGGCUUCAGGUACUAUUUCUGCAAAUGUGAUGGUAGAUUUGGUGGAUUUGACUGCAGUGUGCAACUAGUGUCAUUAUCAGGGCAAAGAUGGCACGUUGCAUUUCUUACAGCAUCCAAUGCAGCUGCACUACUUCCUGCAAUUUUCGCCCUUCGCCAAAAGGCUUAUGCAGAAUGGAUUGUCUUCAUCUGCGGUGGAGUUUCUAGUGCUCUAUAUCAUUCCUGCGAUACCGGUAGCUGGUGCUCUCUUUCUUUUCAUGUCUUACAGUUCAUGGACUUCUGGCUCUCUUUCGUGGCGGUGCUAACCACCUUCCUUUACUUGGCCUUUGUUAGUGAAGUUGUGAGAAGACCAAUACACACACUCUCCUUCAUUGUUACAGCAUUGCUAUCUCUGAAUGGCGUAACCAACUAUAAGAAUAUUCCUCUUGUGGUAGCACUUGGAGCUUUCGUCAUGCUUUGCGCAUGGUCUUUGGAGGUCUUCGGCUCAUGUAGAUCCUCUUCAUUGUCUUUACCAAUUUCCAUUGCAAACACACAACAUAGAUUGGUUAAGGUCAAAUCAUGGUUCCCUGAUCUUCUCAAGGCACUAAAUAAGCGGUUCAAGUGGCGAUUUGUGUUUGCUGGUCUCGUUACGCUUGGAAUGGCAGCUUUAAGCCGGAACCUGGAAACCCCUGAAAGCUACUGGAUUUGGCACAGUAUAUGGCAUGUGAGCAUUUAUUCUUCGGCAUUUUUCUUUCUGUGCUCAAGAUCAUCAUCCACUCCGCAAAAUGGCACUGAGGAAGCAACUGAAGAUGAUGACACUAGUUCACUUACCAUUCAACAAACCAGCCACUGAAUUUGUGUUACUAUAUAUUCUUUCAUUACACUAGUGCUGCUUUCAACCUAGUAUAAAUGGAUAACCAACAAUGGCACGACAAUUAUCUCAAAAAAAAAAAAAAAAACAACGGCACGGAAAUUGUGCCUAAUGUAUUAUUACCAUAGGUCAAGAGUUCGAAUUUUACCAACCGAGUACUGGCACGGAGCAACUGCCCUUGGUCUCUUUUUCGUUGCCAUUCUGACCCUAAUUUUGGUGUAGAAUGAAACAAACAAUGAACUACUAUGUGAAGAGAGUAAUUUUUAUGGCUUUUUGUCCUUUGGAUUGAGUAAUUCAAAAUACAUCAAACUGUAAAUGACAGAAAUUUGGC